AUGAGUUAGAAAUUACAAAUUAUUGGAAGAAAGUUAGUUGUAGUGAUUGCAGCAAGUGUUUACUCUCUGCAUUAUUGGAUUAAUUUCAAUCUAUGGAUAACUGAAGAGUUAAACAUACUAUUGUAUAUACAUAUGAUAACUUUGAACUUGGUUUUCAUAAUGCUGUUCUGGUGCUUUUUCGUGAUUUAAAAAAUUGAUCCAGGAAGACCAAAAAAAGCAGAUGAAUAUAAUUAAUCGCCAUUUUCAAAGAAAGGAUUCUGUCAAUAAUGUAAAUGUCCAAAACCAGAACGUUGCCAUCAUUGCUCAAUUUGUGAUCGUUGUGUAUUACAAAUGGAUCAUCAUUGUCCAUGGAUAAAUACAUGUGUUGGUUAUUAAAACCGAAAGUAAUUCAUAUUGCUCUUAUUUUAUGCAUUGCUAUUUAACUCUCUUACUAUUGUAAGCACAACUAAGUCAUAUUUACUUUCAUUUCAAUUUUCAUAUUUUAACAUAAUCUAUGGUUUGAUUUGUCUUAGUAACUAUGUCUUAGUGUUUUUACUUUUUGGUUUUUUAAAAUAUCAUCUUGAAUUAUUAUAAAAAAAUCAAACCACAUUAGAGGAUUUGAUUAGUAAAAAUAAUCAAAUUAUAUUUAAUCUAUAUGAUAUUGAUCCACAUACAAAUAUUUGCUAGAUUUUUGGGGAAAAUAAAUUAUUAUGGCUAUUUCCAAUAUAUACAGGCCAAGGAUGUGACGAUGGAAAUUCAUUCCCGAAAAAUGAAUAUAAAGUAAUGUAAACUCCUUCUCCAUAAGUGAUAUCAGUUUUAUAUGAAUAACAAUAAAUAAGCAGCGAUAAAAACAAAAGUGAACAUCCAAUUAUCCAAUCUUUAUUUAGAAGAGAAAUGGAGAAGUAGAAGAUUAAUGAAAUUAUGAAAAAUUGA
Paramecium tetraurelia is the source of this 912-nucleotide messenger RNA. RefSeq lists its product as uncharacterized. The transcript has 4 exons. Gene Ontology annotation, molecular function: protein-cysteine S-palmitoyltransferase activity. Gene Ontology annotation, cellular component: Golgi apparatus; endoplasmic reticulum. Gene Ontology annotation, biological process: peptidyl-L-cysteine S-palmitoylation; protein targeting to membrane. The record is from RefSeq and is a predicted model, not a curated record. Lineage: Eukaryota; Ciliophora; Oligohymenophorea; Peniculida; Parameciidae.